Penicillium verrucosum is the source of this 270-nucleotide messenger RNA. RefSeq lists its product as uncharacterized. The record is from RefSeq and is a predicted model, not a curated record. The transcript has a single exon. The coding region runs from base 1 to 270 and encodes 89 amino acids. Lineage: Eukaryota; Fungi; Ascomycota; Eurotiomycetes; Eurotiales; Aspergillaceae.
AUGCAGUCGUUGCCGGCGCGUGAGGACAAUAAAAAUGCAAACCCAGUCUCCACCUCAACUUUCGUCAGUGCCGACUACUUCGUCCAACCAUCCGCCAUCAGUGACGGCUACCCUACCUACCCUCGCUCCCGCUCCAGCCCGGAGCUCCCUACCUACCCUCGCUCCCUCUUCAGCCCAAAGAUACCUACCUAUCCUCGCUCCCGCCUCGCCCCGAAACUCCCUACCUAUGCUUGCUCCCUCUUCAGUCCGAAGCCCCUCUUCUACACAUAG